AUGGCCGCCGUUCCUCCUUUCUUCACUGUACAUGACGACAUGGUCAUCUGUGGCAUUGACAAUGUCACCCUUUUCCAAGGACGCACACAAACCGAGAGAAUUGCUUACAAAAUAUUCUCGGACGAUUUCACCACAACGAUGGAUAGCACCAUUGACAAACUAAACGAAGAGUUCAAGACCCUCACAAGAUUGACAAUUGCGCAAGGACAGAUACGUUUGAUGCCAGCUAUCAAAAAGAACAUCCGCGCAUUCAUCCAAUGGUGCAGAGACGAGAUUUGCAUGGGACAAGACCCUACCACAACACCAUUUCCCGUCGUUGAUGCAGCCAAACUGCUCAGACGCAUGAAAACACACGAGCAAUACGUGUAUGGCUCCAAGUUGAUGUCGCAACAAGCGCUACCACAGGAUUUCACCAACAAUGUCCAAUGGGAAGAUUGGAAUACUCACCCGCACGAAGAUUUCUUGGAAAUCUACAUCAACAUGGCACCACACAUUGGCGAAGCAUACGUCAUGGAUAACGCCAAAGUACUAGUCCUUCUAAGCAAGUUUAUCGUGGGGAAUACCGAAGCUGAAGCGACUCUCCAAGCCAUCAACAUUGCAGGCAAUGGAAGAGAAGCAUUCAACGCACUACGUACCCACUAUGAAGGUGAAGGGAUACUAGCCAGCGACAUUGUCGAAGCUGAACACACCAUCAAAGAACUGUGUUACAUCGGUGAAAAACCAAAAAUGAACUGGUCCAUGUUUGAACGAAUGCUAAAGAAAGCGUAUGCAGCAUGCAACAAACAUGAGGGGAGAGAAGUCCAUUCAGACGCAAUGAAACUGCGUAGCCUACAAAGCAAGGUUACAGCACCAUUUUACAACUGA
Cylindrotheca closterium is the source of this 864-nucleotide messenger RNA. Lineage: Eukaryota; Bacillariophyta; Bacillariophyceae; Bacillariales; Bacillariaceae. The record is from the annotation of a GenBank genome assembly.